CAUACUGUCGUAUUUAGAUCAGAAGAAUUAUUCAAACUGAAACGAGUCAUGUUUGAAGGACUUAAAAGAACAUGGCUAUUAUUGGACACCAUAGUAAAUCAAUGAGCGUAUCGAUCGGCAGCAUCAUCCAGCGUAUUUAUAUACACACUUGUAACAUACUAGAGUGUGGUAAAAUUACGUUUGUUUGGAUUUAACAAUGCAGUUUUACGUCACUUAUCUCAAGAAAGGUACAAGUUCAAAAUAUAUAAUGGCUGACUGGCUCCCCAGUAAGAUUACAGUGUAAGCAGGAAGUAACACAGUCAUCCUUGUAAUCACAAGACAGGAUAUAGGCUCACAAGACAGGAUAUGAGGUGGCAAAGGAUGGACAUGAAUUUUACAAGAUUAAGAGGCAUAGUGAUUCGGUGUUGUGUAAUCUUCACCAUCACUUGUGUUGCAUGGUAUAUGUAUAUGUCACAGCCCGACAUGUCACUGGAAAUUAUACAGAAAGCUUGUUCUGUAGGACAUAUAGGGUCAAAGGUAACAGACCAAAUACCUGGCAACGAUGAUAAAUCAGAUGAUAUGAAACAAGUUGUGGCUGUAGCAAAGGCUGCAAGUAAACAUAAUGGUGCAGUUCUCGUUAGUGUAGUGAACGAUGCAUUUCUACCAUUUGCUUACAGCUGGCUGUGCAAUACUAAACAUAUGAAUAUUCAUAAAUCAGUUCUUGUUAUAACUACAGACUCUCUCUCUAAACGAAGACUGAACCAAGAUUGUCCUGACUUAAACGUUGUUAAACUUAAUUUGAACAUUCCACGAGGUAACCAGGAAUACAGUAAGGCCGGAUAUGUUCAAAUUAUGAUACGAAGAACGGAACUGCUGUUAGAAUUAUUACAGGCCGACAUAGAAAUUCUAUUGUUAGAAUUUGACUAUAUGUGGUUUGACAAUCCAUUACCUGGCUUGCAAAAUAUGAAAGGUGUUGACUUUCUAAUAAACCCAGUGACUAGCACUGAAGUGGUGUAUAAUGGUGGAUUUUUAUACAUGUUUCCAACGGUGCGGUCAAAAGCUCUAUGGAAAAAGCUAACAGAUAUGAUGCAUGAUUUGGAAAAACAGAUCGCCAAGAAAUCGGAAACUUUUGAAGUGUCAGCAGAUGAAAAUGACCAAGUGUAUUUUACAACUUUGAUAAAGGAAAGGUUUGCCAAUGUGAGAACGCGGGAACUGCCACUACAUACAUAUGCGGAUGGACAAUGGUACGAGCUCACUGAGAAGGAAAGAAAAAGUCAAAAUACAAUAGUCAUCAGUAAUAAUUUUGUUCUAGGUAACUUAAAUAAAAUGAAGCGUGCACAGAAGUGGAAUCACUGGUUUUUACACAAUGACUGCACAUGUAAUGCUGACCUUGUUUUAAAGAUGGUCCAUAAAUAACAUAAAGGCAAAAUUAUAGGCGUUUUUUUAAUUUGAUAAUAUUAACUAUAAAAAAAAAAACUAAUAUGAAGUGAAACAGGUUGACUAAUCUAUUGUGAUGGGUAGUGCACCGUGAAGCUAAAACGGUAAAAGUUAGUUUGUACCUACAGAUUAGCUGGGAAAAACCCACGUUGCCGAGUUCCGGAAAAAUGUCUAUUAUUUAAUGUGACACAUGGAAAAGUCCUUCCAGUAAUGAACUAACAAUUUCAAGGAUAUUUAGGAACAGGCACAUGGUAGUGAAAGGAAGUUCAAAUUUUUAUACAGGUGGUCGGAAAAUAGCUGUAUAAAGACAUAAAAGGUGUUCAAAACUCUUGCCAAAUCAUAAAUAUUCCAGAUAUUUUGUUCAUAUUAAUUGUGGGGGUGGGGAAUUGAAACCGUCUAUUGUACGAGUGAGACUAAAAAAAGGAUUGGAGCACCACACUAAAUACCGUAUUCCAGUAUAUACCUGACAAGGCGCUUGAAUGAUAAAAUGCUAAAAUUUAGCCUUUUUUUACCCAACGAAAUGAACUUUAAAAGGUCUAAUUCAUCUUUUUUCACUUGAUUUAUGUACUAUUAUGAAUGAAAAAUGUAAUUAUCGGCGGAAAAAACAACAAUAUUUGUCUAUUUAGUGAUCAUGGUUUCUGCAAGCGUCUAGAGGUAUUGCUCCAGUCCUGUAAUGAGUUAAAUCCCUAUUGUACAUAAUUGUAUGAGAUUUUUGAAACAGUUUUAGGCCUAUACCAAGUAUUAGAUUACAAUGAAUCGAUUCAUACAUGAACCUGGGUUAACACAAGCUGUUAAGGGUUAUAUAUGGUGGCUGAUUUGGAACCCUUUAGUGAGUCGUGCUAGCGACAACAGGACAAAGCACUAAACGGCGCAUUGUUGGACUUUUGUCUUGUUGUCCUGUCCCUUACGAUGUACCACAAACGGCGUUUUCGUGCGGCGUGAUGUCACAUUGUCGCUCGGUUCAAAUCAAAGGAUUGGCUUAUAAUAAGCUAAGUGACAAACGCCACAUGACAACGUUUGGCGCUGUGUUGUGUUGACACUAGCGACAAGACGAAAGGGGAUUACAAUAUAUCUAUCGACAAUGCAAUGUACCAAAUCAACCACCAUACUUAUAAGUUACAGUACACUAGUCUAAGGAUGAAUUUUCAUUUUAACCAGAAUUAUAAUUUGUUGAAGAUGUUUUGUAUUUCCAUUUUUGGAACUGUUAGUCAUUGGUUUGGAGAUAUUGAGAUGAAAUUCAGUUAGUGCAGUCAGUGGACCAACAGUUUACUAACCAGGUCAGACUGUAUGGAUGUGCAGGCUGGCCUUAUGCUAUACUGGUGGCGAAAGUGUCACUUUAUGUUCAAAUAGUCUAAGGUGUUGAUAUUUUUUGCCAUAUUUUAAAUAGUGUUUAUUUUGUUGAUUUAUGAUGAAGGAAAAUCAAACAAGAACUUUUCUUAUAUGUGCAAAUUGAUAAAUUGAUUAAAGGUAGUCUUUUUAAUGCUUACCUAGUUGUAUUAGAGUCUGGUCAAAUCGCAGAAUUUAAAGCUUACUUAGUUGUAUAAGAAUCUGGUAAGAGUUUGUACAGAUUUUCAGGCUGACCUGAUUGUAUUAUAGCCUAGUCAUCUUGUACAAACUUUCAGGUUGGACUAGUUUUAUUAUAACAUGGACAGAUUGUACAAAUUUGCCUGAUUUUAUUAUUGAUGGCAGAGAUGUUUCAUUAAUUUACUGCAAACAUUUUAACUGUUUACACAAAAUAUUUGUCAAGCAGAAAAAAUAAUGUGUCAUCACAAGUAGUUGUCAAUAAGUAAUAUUUAAGAUGGCUUUUGUCAACAAGUAGUAUUUAAGAUGAUUUUGAUGCUUUGGGGUAAAAAUUCUUACAAAUGUUUAAGUGAUAAUUAAUAUAUGAAAGAGGAUACUGAAGUGUGACACUUUAAUUUACAUCUGUCAUGUAUUAUAAAUUAUUCUUGAUUUCAUCUAUCCUGUAUUAAACAGGAUGUUCAUUUCCUCUUAUCUUCUAACAUGAUAUAUUGAAGUUAACAGCUGGUUUCAUUUUUUUUACAUCAUUUAUAUUUAACUCAUUUCCGGAGAUUGUGAUAAAGUUCUAUGAAUAUACAUCGAAUACAGGAAGUACAGUAUAACCUUCACAUAGUAACAUCCUGUUGUGAGUAAAAGAUUUAUGUUAUUCCCGAAUAAAGUGUUGCUAUAGUGAGGGUAAAUCUAGAGUCUAUUAGUAUUGGGGAAGAUUUAUAAAUUAUGUUAUGGUUGUUAAGGAGAGGUUAUUACUCUCACAGGGGGUCGCUCUUACAGGUGGUCACUCUAACAGGGGGUCACUUUACAGAGGUUUCACUGUAAUAUACAACGAAAUGUGUUUUAAGAGAUUAAUCAUUUAAGCUCACAAGUAAAAGCAAAUUGUGGUUAUUUACUGCCUGUCUGUCCACUCAAUAAAAAGAUUUAUUCUCCUUUUAAAUCACAUCACAUAUACCAUGCAAUCAAUUUGUGAUUUGUUAAGACCAAACUUAAUCAAACAAGCAAUGAGAAAAAUUAAUUUCAGUGCCUGAACAUUCAAACUUUAAUUCAUGUAAGAUGCUGUGUGAAAACAUGUUUUCAAACGGUGGAAGAAAGCAAUAAUUUUUGUGCGAUUAAAUAUUUGCGUAUAAUUUCAAUUCGCAUAAAAUUAAGAUAACUUAGAGAUUUUGAAUAACUCUGGUUUCCAAAACAACAGUAAAUAAUUUUUUUUUUUUUGAAAGAUAGUUUUCAAAUAAGUCUGGAGAAAUGACCCUUUUUGUGAGAACAAUUUUCAGACAUGCAUGUUGUUAAAGUUGGGGUUUAUUAUUGUUUAUUAUUAUGUAUAAGAGGUUUUAAUUGCUCAACAACAUUUUUCAUAAAUUUUGAUGAAUCAUCAAAUAUUGAAUGUUAGAUAUAAUGUUCAUUUUAUUAUGCAAGAAAGCUUGCUUAUUUUUAUUGUAUACAGUCUUGUGUUAUAUAAUAUAAUGAUAAAUCAUGUAUAAAAUUUGAGCCGCGUCACACCAAAACCAACAUAAUGGGUUUGCGGCCAGCAUGGAUCCAGACCAGCCUACGCAUCCGCGCAGUCUGAUCAGGAUCCAUGCUGUUUGCUAUCAGUUUCACUACUUGUUAUAGGGUUUGUAAGUGAACAGCAUGGAUCCUGAUCAGACUGCGCGGAUGCGCAGGCUUGUUUGGAUCCAUGCUGGUUGCAAACCCAUUAUGUUUGUUUUGUCAUGGCGCGGCUCAAAUGUUGUUGUUGUUUUAAACAUGUGUAUAUUUCAAAAUUUACUUAUUUUUUAACCAUUACUAUUUCAUGCUUUCUUACUUUUUACGUGGUUUAAAAGGUUCAUAUUUUAACAUUUUUUAUGCACUUUAUAGCUAAAUAAUUACAAAACUUUUGAAAUUGUGUUUGUGCAUGUAUGCUUGUAUACACAUGUUAAAAUUUUAUGCAUUUUAAAAUAGACAAAAUAUUUGUUUACUAAAAGUCUGAGGCUUGUUAUAAUGCUUUGUUGCAGUUUUUUUUUUAACAUUUUGAUAUGUAGUCUGCUUAUUUAUGUAGUUUAAAACCUAAACUUAAAAUGAUAAAUCUUAAUUUAUUUUGCUGUUUCAGUCGAAACAUUUUAUAAAAGUAGGGGACAAUACUCUUUUGAAAAUUCAUAUGAUUUUCUACAAAUUUUAUAUUUUGAAAAUGUCUUAACAUGCUUGGCUGAUAUGAUUGUAAUAGUAAUUACAUGUAAAAUACCUAUAAUAAAUGAGGGGUUUUGAUUGGUAAAAAGGCCAAAAAUGUUCCAUGUUUCCAUAGUCACCCUACAUACCCACAUUUUAAACUGCCAGCCCUGGUCAUUUAUUAUUUUCUCUCUUAAAUUUUCUUCUCACUUUUUAAUCUUUUAUUUGCUGAGUUUUUUUAAAUGGAACUGUCCACCUUUUAUUUUGGACCUAUCCAUUAACAAUUUUAGGGAAAUCAGGAAAUUUAAACAUUGGGUCAGCCAACAGUAUAAAGCCUGGUCAGACUUACACAAAUGGCUGAUCAUGAUCCACAUUGUGUUGACCAAAAAUGAUGCUGGUCAAGAUUUGGAAGCUCAUUACACAUAUCUAUCAUGUUAUAGGUAACAAUAAUAAUCAAAUAAAUUGGAUGUGCAAUAUUAUAAAUUUGUAAUAGAAUCUUAUGACAGGUUAUUUUAUCAUGUCAAAAUACUCAUACAUGUAGUUGUUUUGGUAUAUUAAACUUUCAUUUUAGCAUCUUUGGUUAUGAUCAG
Messenger RNA from Ruditapes philippinarum (Manila clam), 5657 nucleotides. RefSeq lists its product as uncharacterized. Lineage: Eukaryota; Metazoa; Mollusca; Bivalvia; Venerida; Veneridae. The record is from RefSeq and is a predicted model, not a curated record. Gene Ontology annotation, cellular component: Golgi apparatus. The transcript has 5 exons. The coding region runs from base 346 to 1395 and encodes 349 amino acids. Gene Ontology annotation, molecular function: glycosyltransferase activity.